AUGCCAAUCCGUGCUGCCACAAAGGCCGACAUCCCGAUCAUGGCCGCCAUCAUGGCAGCCUCGUUUGGUCCUGACCCCUUAUUCCAAGUGAUGUUUCCGCAUCAGUCUCAAUAUCCCGAGGCAUUUGUGCAGGCCUUUGAAGAAUAUCUGUGGCUUUCCUGGUACGACUACAAGAGGCGUCUACUCGUGUCCUACCAGGAGACCUCCACAGAUGUGAACCAAGGGCAACAACUUGGAGAAACCGAAGAUGUACCUGGCGAGGCGGAGCCACUGCUUUUGCCGAAAGCGAAGUCGAUUGUGAGGAAGAAUGAAGUCCUCACCGGCGUUGCAGAACUGGAGCGAGUGGGCAGUGGAUGGGCGCAUGUCUACGGAAUCUGGGAGAAACUUGAUCCACGUCUUUUGGCCAAGCGCAUAUUGGCCGCAUGUUACACUUUCCGCCGACGCGUCUUUGGCAACAAAGCAGCGGUCCAGGCAACCCCCGACAACGCUUCUCCUCUCACGUACUGGAACUUCCUGCCGUCCGUCGUUCCGUUCAGCGCCCCCUUCUUCAGUGCCCCUCAUCGACAAAUACACUGGUCGCUGGAAAAUCUCGCCGUUCAUCCCGAACACCAGGGGCAAGGUUAUGGGAGCAAGCUUGUCAAGGAAGUGUUACAGAUGGCCAAGAGUGACCCCAUCGGUGAUUUACCCGUCUGUGUCAUCGCUGCAGAUGGUAAAGAAGGGUUUUACGAGAAGUGUGGGUUCAAGCACCUCGUUGGCUGGUUAAGUAGGACAACAGAUCCCCGUGGUCGUGACAAUCCUCUGAGAGCGAACGGUGUCGGCGGGGGGGCUGUGCUUUGGACAAGAUGA
Molecule: messenger RNA, 846 nt
Organism: Rhinocladiella mackenziei CBS 650.93
Lineage: Eukaryota; Fungi; Ascomycota; Eurotiomycetes; Chaetothyriales; Herpotrichiellaceae
Exons: 2
Coding region: 1-846 (281 amino acids)
Molecular function (GO): acyltransferase activity, transferring groups other than amino-acyl groups
Source: RefSeq, a predicted model, not a curated record